UCUCGACCCCGGAGCUGUUUGAGUAUCAGCCUGACCUCCUGCACCAGCUGGUCACCAUCAUGAACCCCAACAUCCUCAUGUCUCACGGCGUACCGGUUGUUCGUACGAACCAGUGUGCGGGAGAGUUCGUCAUCACGUUCCCCAGAGCGUACCACAGCGGCUUCAAUCAGGGAUACAACUUUGCUGAAGCUGUUAACUUCUGCACUGCAGACUGGCUGCCUGCCGGUCGCUCCUGCAUCGAUCACUACCGGCGCCUCCGGAGGUAUUGUGUGUUUUCCCACGAGGAGCUCACCUGUAAGAUGGCCGCCACGCCGGAGAAGCUGGACCUGAACCUGGCAGCAGCGACGCACCGCGAAAUGUUCAGCAUCGUCCAGGAGGAGAGGAAGCUGCGCAAGGGACUCAUGGAACGGGGCAUCACUGAAGCCGAGCGUGAGGCGUUUGAGCUUCUGCCCGACGACGAGCGUCAGUGCGAUACAGGUAAAACCACCUGCUUCCUCUCCGCUCUCGCCUGCUCCAACUGUCCCGAGCGCCUCGUGUGUCUCUACCACACUCAGGACCUGUGCAACUGCCCCACGGAAAAACUCUACCUCAGAUACAGAUACACCCUGGACGAGCUGUUAGCCAUGUUACACAGAUUAAAGGUCCGCUCAGAGUCCUUUGACUCCUGGGCCAACAGAGUGAAGGAGGCACUGGAGCAGGAGGAAGGAAACAAGAUAGGUGGGAAGUCAACACACAAGAACUGUACAUUUCAGAGAUUUUGAUUUGUCAGCAUGUCU
Molecule: messenger RNA, 776 nt
Organism: Notothenia coriiceps (black rockcod)
Lineage: Eukaryota; Metazoa; Chordata; Actinopteri; Perciformes; Nototheniidae
Product: lysine-specific demethylase 5C-like
Exons: 5
Biological process (GO): regulation of DNA-templated transcription; chromatin remodeling
Cellular component (GO): chromatin; nucleus
Molecular function (GO): histone H3K4me/H3K4me2/H3K4me3 demethylase activity
Source: RefSeq, a predicted model, not a curated record